AUGACACCUGCAACGUUUCAUGUGCCUAUACUGACUAGAAACUUCACAUCAUCCAACCGAAAGCGCCCGUCCUUUGUAUGUCAGGCCAUCAAUCGGGACAGCCAAAUGCCGAAUCCUGUCAUCCCGCUGCACGAAACGGCGCCUGGCGAAGUGUGUCAUGCCGACGUGUUCGCAUCGCAUCAAAUACUAGCUCACAUCUGA
Molecule: messenger RNA, 201 nt
Organism: Plenodomus lingam JN3
Lineage: Eukaryota; Fungi; Ascomycota; Dothideomycetes; Pleosporales; Leptosphaeriaceae
Source: RefSeq, a predicted model, not a curated record